AAUUUGACAAGACGCUAUUGUUUGACUUCCGUGUUGUUAUUCGUAUCACUGCUGACAUGUCUGACAAAUUUGCUGUGGUUCUUUGUUUAUUGGGAGGAUUUUGCUUCAUUUCAUGGAAACACUCAUUAAUUGGUGUUACAGAUGCGCUUAAGCUGGCCGGACGUGGGAUCAUAUUCCUGGGCAUCUGCACAUGGCUGAUUUACAUGUUACCGAGGCUGAAAUCUUUCUUCUUUCCAGUAUGUCAAGAGCUCCCAGACAGCCCACUGCAAGACUCCGACAGACUGGGACAAGAGGAAGCUAGAAGAAUUCAACAACAUCAACACAAUGACAAGAUGACUGAUUACUCUGAAAGAGUGUUAAAGCCGAGACAGAACUCGUUGCUCCAGCGGAAAACGGAGCGGCACCAUAGCAUGGCAGGAGAGGCCUGGAGACUGACCCAGGGGUUUCCAGUCGGGGGGGAGGAGGAUCAGCUGUGUCCUGAUGUGGCUGUAGACGAGAGCGCUAACCAGGGAGCGAGGAGGAGACGCACGCUGCUGCAGACUGUGACUCCAGAUCCUGCGCGGACACACACGACACACACGCUCAAGCAGAAGAAGGUCAUAGUUUUGCCGGACGAGCCGCCAGAGGACGCUGAGGGGGUUGUAAGAAUAGCUGUAAGAUGUCCCAGCAGAAGAACCAUCCACCGGCGGUUCCUCAAGACCUGGAGCUCGACGCUCCUCCUGGACUGGAUGAUGAAGUCCGGCUAUCCUCCCGCUCUCUACACGCUGUGCUCGUCCUUCCCGAGGGAACGCCUGCGCACGGCUGAGGGCCUGAGCCUGGAGGAGGCUGGGAUCCUCUCACACACACUGCUGCACGUGGAGGAGAGCGAGCCGGCGCUCCCCUGACAGCACUCGGCUGCUCGAACACUGUACGGGACUGGGUGAUGCG
Rhinichthys klamathensis goyatoka is the source of this 927-nucleotide messenger RNA. RefSeq names its product UBX domain protein 8 (gene ubxn8). The transcript is spliced from 8 exons. Gene Ontology annotation, molecular function: ubiquitin binding. Bases 57 to 884 code for a protein of 275 amino acids. NCBI's taxonomy places the organism in Eukaryota, Metazoa, Chordata, Actinopteri, Cypriniformes, Leuciscidae. Gene Ontology annotation, cellular component: endoplasmic reticulum; nucleus. The record is from RefSeq and is a predicted model, not a curated record.